Parascedosporium putredinis is the source of this 936-nucleotide messenger RNA. The record is from the annotation of a GenBank genome assembly. Lineage: Eukaryota; Fungi; Ascomycota; Sordariomycetes; Microascales; Microascaceae.
AUGCCCAUUCCCGUACAAACCACCCCUCCCGAUUCGAGGACCAGCUACAUCAUCGACCAGCUCGAGGGCGAGCGCAUCACCAUCCCCGGCAGCAAGGGCGUGUUCCGCAUCCUCGCCUCCGAGAAGCAGACGGGCGACAGCAUCGCCGUGUUCCAGAGCGGCGCCGUCCUGUCCGACGCCCCCGGCUUCCACUGGCACAACGAGGCCCACGACGUCUUUUUGUGCACCAAGGGCUUCAUCAAGCUAUGGAACGGCGACAAGUGCCGCAUCCUGGGACCCGGCGACUUUGCCUAUAUCCCUCCUGUAUCAAUUCGGCCUCAUCUCCCCGCCAACUGGGUCGACUUCUUCCGCUACGUCUCCGAGCCCUACGACGGCAUCCUCGCCCCCGCCACCGACGACCGCGACCUGCGCGCCCUGCUCGUACCCAAGGUCAUCGCCGCCAAGGACCGCUUCGACGUCCACUUCGUCCGCGACCCCACCUUCGCCAACAUGGGCCCCCGCUGGAUGGUCGGCGGCGUCCUGUCCCGCCCUUUUCUCCGCGCCGCCCACGUCGAGGGCCGCUUCGCCAUCUCGAGCAUCGAGUCGUCGGGCAAGUACCCCGCCGGCGCCGCGGCCCUGGCGCGGUGGUUUACGUUCCCCGCGUGGAUCACUGCUUUUGGUCUGCUGAGGAUCAAGCUCAAGGGACAGGCCGAGUGGGAUUCCGUGCGCGAGGGCCAGACGGUCGUGCUUUCGGCGGGCGAGACGUUUACGCUCGACUUUGGGAGCCGGUUCGUCAGGGCCUUUUCGUUUACGAAUGGGCCGGGUAUCGAGGAGGUGAUUCACGAGGCGGGCGCGCAGGUCGAGCACGUCGUUCUUCCGGAUGAGGUGGGUGAGGUGGAUCAGGAGAAGUUUAGCAAGGCGUGCGAGACGCUGGGUGUUACGAUAGAAGCUUUGUAG